AUGCUCUACGGAAGGUCGAUGACUUACUCUCCGUCUCCGAGGUCCUCAACCGAGCUUUCAAGAACGAGUACAACGUCGAGGCUGCAGCUGUUUCAGUGGCAGAUGGGCGCCUUUGUGUUGAAACGACUCCAGCUGCUGUGCUUUCUCGUCAGUUCCUGGAGGAUUCGUGGACUACGGCAGAAUCUAUCAGUGGAGACAUUGAGGCAGUCUUCAACGCAAACAGCGACUGCUUCAUGA
Symbiodinium necroappetens is the source of this 237-nucleotide messenger RNA. NCBI's taxonomy places the organism in Eukaryota, Dinophyceae, Suessiales, Symbiodiniaceae. The record is from the annotation of a GenBank genome assembly.